Messenger RNA from Guillardia theta CCMP2712, 2688 nucleotides. RefSeq lists its product as hypothetical. Bases 1 to 2688 code for a protein of 895 amino acids. The transcript has 14 exons. NCBI's taxonomy places the organism in Eukaryota, Cryptophyceae, Pyrenomonadales, Geminigeraceae. The record is from RefSeq and is a predicted model, not a curated record.
AUGUCUCCCUCCGACAAGAAGACGUCCAGCUCCUCUCCUGCCGACAAGAAGAGACCCUCCUCAUCCUCCUCCCCUUCCAGGAAGGUUGCUGCUGUAGGUUCUUUGGCGUCCCGGGUGCAGAGUGCGGAGAAGAAGGUGAAGAUGCAUGGGGAGGGAGAAAGACCAGAUGGAUCAGCGAAACAUGCAAGAAAGCAUGCUGCGAAGGGAGGGGAGCAGAAGGAUCGGGGCGACGAAAUCAGGAUGGACGAGGAUCGGGUGCUACGGGACUCGAUCGAUCAGUUCUUCAGGAGCCACAUGCAAGGAUAUAUACAAGAGAUUGAGAAGAGCCAUGGCGGACAGAAAGAUUCUUCAGCACAAGAAGAGGAUCCAUCUGUCGGGUACAGCCAUUCGCGGGUCAUGGUUGAGAAGCGAUGUUGCUGUAAUGAUAGCGUCGUGAGUUUCACAUGCAGAUGCAGGAAGGCGGUGGAGAUCUCAAGUCUCAUGUCGUUGACUAUGAAGCAGAUCAAGGAGCUGAAGCGGCAGCAUGUCAUAGAACUCCAGCAUGCGCGUCUGGGGUCACACGGUGGAGGACAGAACGGGGUAUCAACGCGUGACAUCGAGAAAGCGAGGAAGGAGAUUGGCGAUCAUUACUCCAUGAAGCUGCAAGAGUAUCACCAUGUCGUGUUGAUGAUGGGAGCCUGCCCUUGCCCUGAUGCCUGCGGUCUGCAGAACAUUGAGAGCAAACUGAUGGACGCUGAGAAGAGUGUUGAAGGAAGGCUGAAGACCUUCGAGUCCGAGAUGAUACGUCUCAAAGCAGAGCUGCUACAAGUGACUCAGGAGAAGACUGAGCUGCAGAAGGAGCUUCAGUUGCAGCUGUCUGCGAGCAAUCACUUGCAAUCCCACCUGCAAAGCAUGAAAGAGCAAAAAGAAAGAACUCAUGAUGCCAUCGAGACGAUCAGGAAAGAGCUCGCCGAUGAGAAGCGAGCGCAUGCUGCAGCUCGACAAGCAGUGGCUGAAUGCAGGCAAGUGAUCAACGAGAUUAGAGGCAGUCAGGAGAAAGGAGGCCCGGUCGAUCAUGCUGAGACUGUCCAGCGCCUGCAGGAAAAGCUUCACAAGCUCGAGGAAACCUGUCUGAAUUUGAGGAUGGAGAAGGAGAGUUUGCAGCAGUCCAGCCAAGAAGCUUGCUCUCGCGCUUCCGCCCUCACGCACGAAAUUGACCGACUGAAUGUGAUCCCCUACCAGGAGCGGCUGGAGGAUCUCAAGUUGGAGAUCUACGAGAAAGACUCUAGGAUACGAGCUUUGGAGGGUGAGAAGGAGGAGCUGGAGAGUCGCAACGUCCUCGCCAGCGAGAGGUACAAGAGCAUGGAAGGGCUGCUGGCAGAGAGGACCAAGCAGCGAGACGACGCUUACCUGCGGCUGUCAACCUCGAGUGUUCAUAGCGAGGGGACGCGACAUGGGUCGGAGGCAGACAAGUCAAGGAUGGAGUAUCUGGAGAGGGAGCUCCAGAGUCAGACCUCUCUCCUGCACUCCUGCCAUCAAAAGCUCCAGUCGGCGGAGUCGAGCGUAGAGCAGCUCACGAAGCUGAACAGGAUCCUGCAAGCAGAGCUGGCGGCACAACACGAAGCUCAGGCCCAUCAGCUUGUCCCAAGAGAGGAGGAGAGGAUAAGUCUCGUCGAGAGAAGACGGCGUCUCAGUCAUGAGGGAAGCAGAAGACAAAUACAGCCCAUGCUCCUCGCUAGCAGAGAAGAUUCAGGUCCGCGAUAUGAAGCUGUCGCCUCCUCCUCACCUGCCUUGCAGAAAGAGCUCGAGGAGACAAGGGAGAGGAUCGACCGGAACAUCGCCUACAUGUCCUCCAGCAGGAAAGAACGCGCAAACGAAGUCGAACCUGUUCCUUUAGCACAUCCUUCGUCUUUCGAUCCGUUGGAGACAGAGAGACUGGUCGAGGAGGCAGGACGACAGGAGGCCAAGUACCACCUUCCUGCCGAGAGAAGCAGAGAGUUGCUGAGUCCAAGACGACUUCACUUCAAGAGCGACUCGUCAUGGAAGAACUUGAACGUAGACGCUCCCCUCCAGAGCCAUCACUUCAAGUCGAUAGAAGAUCAGAUGAAGGCAGAAGUUGAGGCCGAGCAAGCGUACAAGAGUCUGCCUGCUCUUUACUUUGGAGAUACGUCGCAUGAUGUCACAAUCAAGAACAUGGCGAGGAGUCUUCUGAUCUUGUACAACAGCCUGCCGGAUGUGUUCGAGAUGUGGGAGGAGUUGGCGAUCUCCUACAGGCACAGGCUGAGGCGAUACUGGGAGGAGGAGAAAGCGAAGCUCGUGGUGGACGAGAGCCGGCUGCUGGAGAAGAUGAGAACGCAGAUAGGACGGGAGAUGACGCUGAUCCUGAGGCGAGAAAAAUGCCUCCAAGAGUCCCUCCAGCCUAUCGAUGUCCAGCAGCAACCCAGCAGAGGCGUGUCAAAGGCAUCAUCCGUCCUCAAGAGUCAGGAAAUCGUCCGAGCUGAGAAGAAGCGACGGGAAAAAGAAUUACAGCGGGCUACCCAGCAGGUUUUGGAGGCAACGACCAAGUUCAAGGCGCUCCAUGGCAGGCCAAUCCUGUUCCGAGGCAUGAGGUACACCGAUGUGAUGCGAUGGCAGCACGACCAACAACUAGAAAACGACAAGAGAGAAAAGUCGCGAGAUGCCAGCAGGAAGGCAAGCAGGGCGUUCUAA